Molecule: messenger RNA, 2184 nt
Organism: Astyanax mexicanus (Mexican tetra)
Lineage: Eukaryota; Metazoa; Chordata; Actinopteri; Characiformes; Acestrorhamphidae
Gene: gja12.1
Product: gap junction protein, alpha 12.1
Exons: 3
Coding region: 232-987 (251 amino acids)
Biological process (GO): cell communication
Cellular component (GO): connexin complex
Source: RefSeq, a predicted model, not a curated record
GUAAGGAGCAACGCGACGGGCCAGUUGCGCAACUCUGCGGAAGCUAAAGUUCAAGGCAGGCACCCAGUCCAUGGCACUUUAUCAUUAGUUUCCAAUCCUUUAGCCUUCCGGCCGUGGCACUUUAAAGGUUGUUCAGUACUGAACUGGACCUUGGACUGUUCUUCUUUUGACAGCGCUCUUGAAGUAUAAUCACCAGAGGCCCCUUACAGAUAAGGCGUUACACACGCAAACAUGGGAGAAUGGGGCUUUCUCUCCAAGUUGCUGGACAAGGUGCAGUCCCACUCCACUGUCAUUGGGAAGGUAUGGAUGACGGUCCUUUUUGUCUUCAGAAUCAUGGUUCUUGGAGCUGGUGCUGAAAAGGUGUGGGGAGAUGAACAGUCCAAAAUGGUCUGUAACACCAAACAACCAGGUUGUACAAAUGUCUGCUACGAUAAAGCUUUUCCCAUCUCCCACAUUCGCUUCUGGACCCUCCAGAUCAUCUUUGUGGCCACACCGACGCUCAUGUAUCUAGGCCAUGUUCUACACGUCGUCCACAAGGAAAAGAAGCUGAGGCAGCAUCUUCACAGCCAAGCGGAACGUCAGGGAGUCAAAGUACCAAAAUACACUGACGAAAAGGGUAAAAUCGAUAUUAAAGGAGGCUUGUUGGCCAGCUACAUGACCAGUGUGAUCGUGAAGAUCCUGCUUGAGGCAGGUUUCAUAGCCGGACAGUACUACCUGUACGGUUUCGUGAUGGUGCCCAAAAUCGAAUGUACCCGGUACCCAUGUCCCUACACUGUAGAAUGCUUCAUGUCUCGGCCUACGGAGAAGACCGUCUUCAUCAUCUUCAUGUUGAUCGUGUCAUGUGUUUCCCUGCUCCUGAACCUAAUAGAAAUUUUCUACCUGAUUGGCUACAGGUCAAAGAAGCAUCAGGCUAAGAUGAGUGCGCGAUUAAAGCAAGCACACUUGUAUCUUCCUGUAAACCAAGAAAGUAGCAGCAGCAAAGCCUGAAAGAACAAAAUCAGAGCCAAAACCGGCCUAAACGAAUGAUCUAAACAGUGUGUAUUAUUAGAAAUGAAUGCUUUAGCAUUUUUUAAGCUAGUCUCUAACUGUGAUACAUCUGCAGCAUAAAUACACUUACAAUAGAAGCUAAUGGGCAGGUGCUAAAGCAAAGUAUCAACAGGCUUUCUGUUCAUGUCAGGAACAGAUGUUGAGGAUGUGCCAAAUGUGUCAAAAAGAUCCCCUGUGUUAGUCAGUAUUGUACAGAUGUGACAGACGAAGAUUAGGUCUGGUUUUAGGACCUUCUUUGCUGGUGUACUCUUGAGCUUUAGGGGGAGAUGUUCAUGUUUACAUUUACUGACAUGAAACACGGUUGUCAGACUUAUUUAACUCAUAAUGUUUCAUAAACAAGGACAGUGUGUAAAAAAAAGAUGGACACACGCAUUUUACUAUUUUUACUUAUUUACACUUCUUUUUACCUAUUUUUGUUUUUCUUUUUGUGGGAUUAAUUAUGUGAAUGAAGCUUUAAGUUAUGAAACUGAUUGAAUACUUUGUUUUGUAGAUCAUGUCACAGGGUAUUGAACAUCAUACACACAUGUUUACAUUGAAAUGUAUGAUUUUUUUUAUGCAUAUGUCAAAAAUGUCUAAUUAAUUUGUUAUUUUUUUUUAAUUGGACUAUGAUUUUGUUAAUGCAAUUUGCUAAUAAAGAAUGCUACUAAUUUUUAACAACUUUGUGUGUAAUUUUAAUAGAAAUUUCUAGAAUGGAAGGAUUGGUCAAGUUAAUGGCUUCUAUUAUGGUAUUAGAUUUUAAUGGAAAUUUUCUUGAAAAACAUCACUUUUCACUUUUUAUUUGUUGGAGGUCCAAUUUUAUAUAUAUAUAUAUAUGUUUUACUAUUUUUAGUUUUUGAAAGAUCUGUAGAAAUAUCUACUGCUCAACAUCAGGUCCUUCCAUUUCAUUGUGCUGUUUCAUUUAGGAUGUGGCCUAUUGGAGUGGAUUUUUAGCAUGCCUCAGACCUAAACUAUUUGUCAGAUUCUGACUGUUUGCUUCUGUAUGCUUUGUUUUAUCUGCUUUUCUCUGUAUUGCCCUGCAUUUGGGCUCUUACUAGGAGUUAACUAAUCAGGACACACUGUACAUUAUCUGUGGCUAUAUCUGUAUACUGAUGUCUAUAGCACAAAAUAAUAAUAAAAAAUGGAAAUGUGUGCAUCCAA